AUGUCCGCUGCCGACAUCCCACGCUGUGUUGAGUGCGGUGGCCGUGGCGUAGGGCUAGUCGCCAACCCGCAGAAGCUCUGUACCCACUGCGCACGUGUGACCAAGGCCUUCUUCGACCCGGACGCCAACAAGUUCUGCAGGGACGAAGGUUUCGUGGACAUCUCACCCAAUGCUGACGGCGGCGUACUCAAGAAGAUCAUUAAGGAGGGGGAGCUGAGUGGCAAACUAAAGCUGGAAGAGGGAUGUCCGACCUUCGUGCAUUAUGUGGGAAGGCUCAUGGACGGAUCCAUCUUCGACACGACUCGUGAUAAAAUUGACGGGAAGCACGUGGGCGGCACAGAUGACCCGUUCGAGUUCCAGUUGGAAAAGGUGAUCAAGGGCUGGGAUAUUGGCGUAGCGACGAUGAAUGAGGGCGAGGUUGCACGGUUCAUUAUUGCUCCAGAGUACGGCUACGGCCAUGAAGGCUUCGCACCCAAAGUGGAGCCGGACGAGACACUGGACUUUGAGAUUGAGCUACUAAGCUUCAAAGAUCCGCUGCCUCGUUUCCCGACGCAAGCCGAGCUCGCAGAAUCUCGCAAGAAGCAGCAAGAGGAAGACAAGAAAAUGAUGGACGAGAACCCACCGCCUACAGUUGAUGAGCGUAUUGAGAGUGCUUUGGAGCAGAAGGAGAAGGGAAAUGCGUUGAUCGCUAAAAAGGACUACGAACAAGCGCAAAAGUGCUACGACUCAGGAUUCGUACACAUUUUCUACGCCAAGGAGGAGUGGGAGAACUUUGUGUCGCAGGAAGACAAGGACAAGGUCAACAAGGUGAAGCUGGUGCUGUACCUCAACCGAGCGCUGUGCAAGAUCAAACUCAUGAAGAUCGAAGAUGCGCUCUGGGACUGCGACCAGGCUAUUCUCCUCGACCCGAAGAACAGUAAGGGUCAUUUCCGUCGAGGUCUCGUUUUCACUGAGAAGCUCAAGGCCGAGCUGGAGAAGGAAAAGAAGGGCGAGUUCUGGAUCGUCGACAAAGGUUUCGAGUACGCAAACGACGCUGAAAAGAGUCUGGACAAAGCCAAAGAGCUUCUUGGCGAGUCCAACGACAGCAAGAUGCACCACGCGCUGGCUGACCUCAAGCGGAGCCAUGCGCUGCUGAACAAGUACGCGAUCAAGUACAAAGAGGACGAGAAGAAACUGUACAAGGAGAAGAUCUUCGACCGUCUGCAAGCGAAGAACAAGGAGCUCGAGAAGCAGGAGAAACUCAAAGCCGAGGCCGAGGAGUUCGACGAUAUGCCUGCACUCGAGUAAAAAAAGAGGCUAAGUUGCGGUCGAGAAUGUUGUCACUUUCUUAGUUUUUU
Molecule: messenger RNA, 1337 nt
Organism: Phytophthora infestans T30-4
Lineage: Eukaryota; Oomycota; Peronosporomycetes; Peronosporales; Peronosporaceae
Exons: 10
Coding region: 1-1287 (428 amino acids)
Biological process (GO): protein peptidyl-prolyl isomerization
Cellular component (GO): cytoplasm
Molecular function (GO): peptidyl-prolyl cis-trans isomerase activity; protein binding
Source: RefSeq, a predicted model, not a curated record